Thecamonas trahens ATCC 50062 is the source of this 782-nucleotide messenger RNA. RefSeq names its product glutathione S-transferase GST 23. Gene Ontology annotation, molecular function: glutathione transferase activity. Gene Ontology annotation, biological process: glutathione metabolic process. The record is from RefSeq and is a predicted model, not a curated record. Bases 1 to 744 code for a protein of 247 amino acids. Lineage: Eukaryota; Apusomonadida; Apusomonadidae. Gene Ontology annotation, cellular component: cytoplasm. The transcript has a single exon.
AUGGCGGACGUCAGCGACAAGUUCUCGGUAGUGCCGAGCGCUGACGGGAUUGCUCACCUGUAUGUGGACAUGAUGUCGCAGCCGUCGCGUGCACUGGUGCUGUUCUGCAAGGCAGCAGGAGUUCCGCAUGAGCUCCACAUUGUGCACAUUGCUCGCGGCGAGCACAAGUCGCCGAGCUACGCCAAGCACAUCAACGCCAACAAGAAGGUGCCCGCAGCAGUCAUCGAUGGCGUCCGCAUGGCCGAGUCACACACCAUUCUGCGGUUUAUCGCAGAGCACUUUGCCCUGCCGCUCAGCUGGUAUCCCUACUCGCAGCCCAUUCCUCGGGUGGCCAUCGAUGAGUACCUCGACUGGCACCACACCAACCUCCGUCCGGGCUGCGCGCACUUUUUCCGUGCUGCCUUUCUCCUUCCCAAGCUCCAGAACCGGGCCGUUGAUCUCGAUGAGGUUGCAACAACUCGGAAGGCUAUGGAGGUGGCUGUCUACAAGCUCAACAAGAUCUUUCUCAAGGGGCCGGGUGCUACUUACCUCUGCGGCCGCUACAUGCCCUCCAUCGCAGACCUCUCCGCCUUUUGCGAGCUGACUCAGCUCGAGAUCCUCGGCUCCGACUUUGACGCCAUCAUUGCCGACAAGCCCGAGCUCGUUGCCUGGAUCGCCCGCAUGAAGAAGCUCCCGGGCUACGACGACGUCCACACUGUGUUCAACAAGGUCAAGGCCGCAAACUCGCGCCCCAACAAGCUGUAAAGCCCGAGACGCCCGCGAGAUAGUCAGUAAACUGCCUG